This is a messenger RNA of Gloeophyllum trabeum ATCC 11539, 2319 nucleotides long. RefSeq lists its product as uncharacterized. The transcript has 12 exons. Bases 1 to 2319 code for a protein of 772 amino acids. The record is from RefSeq and is a predicted model, not a curated record. Gene Ontology annotation, biological process: chromatin remodeling. Gene Ontology annotation, cellular component: RSC-type complex. Gene Ontology annotation, molecular function: protein binding; chromatin binding. NCBI's taxonomy places the organism in Eukaryota, Fungi, Basidiomycota, Agaricomycetes, Gloeophyllales, Gloeophyllaceae.
AUGCCGAUCAACGCUGCCUCGAGACUUGCGCUUGAAGAGAUUAUUAAUGUCUUACUCAGUGCAACGGGGCCUCGAGGAAAGCGCAGGUUAUGCGACAUGUUUCGAGAGUUACCGGACAGAGAGGCGUGGCCGGAAUAUUACGAUAUCAUACCUCAACCCAGGAGCAUGAACGGUGUUCAGGAGAAACUGAAGAAGAACUCGUACAGAAACGUGAUGGACGCGUACGAGGACCUGAACCUGGUGUUUCUGAAUGCCAUGUACUACAACGAAGAAGGCAGUCAGAUUUGGAAAGAUGCGAACACUCUGAAGGGUAUGUUGGACAAUGAGUGGAAGCAAAGAUCAUCCGUUCUCCCUGUCCCGCGCGACUCUCCUCCACCCUCCUCUGCACAGAAGACUCAUCAACCUGCAGCGCCUACAGCUGUAUCCACGGCUCCUGUUCCGAUAGCCCCUGCCCCGACAGUCGCACCGCCGGUAGCCCCUCCUACACCCGCACCUGCGCCCGCCCCCACGCCGCAAGUCAAGCGAUCCGCUUCCUCUAUUCCCUCUACAUCAAAGCCGGUACCUAUUCUCCCUAAGUCGCCGCCACGACCGCCAUCGCCGGAGAUGGAGAUCGAUAUCGGCGGGGCAUCCUCAGAUCAUGAGCAUGUGGAGGAGGUGGCGAGGGAUGAACAGAGCGAGGAAAUAGUGCGACAGCUCGAAAAGGGGCUUCCUCGGUGGGAAGGGUUCAGCGACGAAGGGUGGAUGGCUGAAACAAAUGAUGACGUAUAUCUGGAUUUGGUUCUAGCUAUCAAGAAUCAUAAGGACAUUGUUAGCGGUAAUCGCCCCUCUGCGUCGCUCGAGACGCUCCCAGAAGACUGGCCUAUCCCACAUACGCCCUACAAUUCUCCCAUAUCACUCAAGUUGAUAGAGAGCCGUUGCCGAAUGAAAAGCUAUCCUUUCAGUAAAUCGUUCGACAUGGACAUGGAGAUCCUAUUCUUGAAAGGUCGUAGAUGGUAUGAGCCCGGUACUGAGAAGUACGGUCAUGUCUGUUUACUUCAGCGGCUCUAUCAAGCUCUAACUUCCUCCUCCCCGCCUUCCGGUCCCCCGUAUGCAUCAUCCACAAACUUCGCUUCCUUACGCGCCGGACCCGGAACUGCGCGGCCUCUUCACUCAAGUGACACCGAGGGUGUGCCAGGCGUCACCACCUUCCGAGUUUCCAUAAAGGACAGGACUUUCGUCGACGAGGUGCAUUACAAGGGAUGGAGCGUCCGACUAGCGGAUUGGCUCCACAUGAGCAAUCCCGACGAUCCCAGCAAACCAAUUGUUGCACAGGUGUUCAAGUGUUGGGUGUCCGAUGAAGCCGCGAAGAAAGGAACGCCCGGGCUAACUGUAUGCUGGUAUAACCGGCCCGAACAGACCAUACACCCUGCCCAUCGUCAGUUCUGGGAAGGCGAGGUCUUCAAGACAAGUCAUUUCGCUGACCAUCCUCUGGAAGACAUCAUCGAGAAGAUAGCUUGCCAAUUUACUGCUAGGCACGUACGUGGUCGCCCACGUCCUCCCUUUUGGUACCCGGGCUGGCCGUUAUACGUCUGUGAUUCUCGAUACAACGACCGAGACCGGCUGUUCGUGAAAAUUAAAAACUGGAACUCAUGUAUCCCAGACGAGGUCCGCAAGAAUCCGGACUUCAUGCCCAUAUAUCCGUUCGAACGCACCGUCUUUCCCCGUCGUUUCGGCAGUCCUUUCCUAAAAGGCAAAAACGUGAAGGGACCCGGUGGGAUUGGCGAGAGUACGGUGAAAGGAGAUGGCGAGAAAGCUGAACCUGGGGCAAAACGGCCCCGACGUACCGGCACUCACAGCAUUGUCGAUCAGACGGGUCCGAAUAAGGGCUUGUAUGUCGGCGUGCCUGGUGCACAGACCUCGACUCCCCCUGGUUCCACCUCGCAAUAUCCCCAGCAUUUCCAGGGGCAACAUCAGGUGCAGCCGCGGCCACAGUCAUCUCAGAACAGGCCGACCGAGGACCGAUCUAUCAUUACAGCUGCCGGAGGUUGGAGUAAUCUUGCGAGUAUCGCCGUACUAGAGAAGGUUCCUCCCGAGACGGCCAAACAUUUUGACCGGGAUCCCGAGACGAACGAGCUUUUGUGGUUCUCCGGGGCACCCAUGAAUGUUGCCCGCCCGUCGGGUCCACAGUACAGCCUUGCGUACCUGCACUUCCUUGCGAAGAAACGGAAGGCUAAUCAAGCGGUGGGUACCGACGAGGAUCCCAACAAGAAGAAGAAGCCCGCCCCUAAGACUGCGACGGAGAUUGUUAAUGCGGUUCUGUCGGACGUUGGGAAGCCAUGA